UGUCCUAAUCAGAGUUUUAGAUUUGUUUACAAGAUAUUCUAAGACUUUACUAGUCUAGCACAUGGUAGAGUAGACCUUUAGAUUUUGUAUUCGGCUUUUGUUUUUCUCUCAUUCAUAAAAUCUGUAAUGUAGGUCCAGAUCUAGAAGAUCAAUAUAAAGUUUGCAUAUCUAGAUCUACACAAAAUGGGGAAAGUGAAAAAUCAAAGAAAGCGUCUUCAUGAACAAAUUAAAGAACAACAGCAUGUUCAAGUCGGAGAAAGUAACAGAACAUCAAAAGUGAGGCACAGAACAGAAGAUGAAAAGUUUGUUGAUGAGAAGUUGUCAAGAAAAAUUUUAGCUCAGGUUAGGAAACAAGGAGAGGAUUUGCUACAGGAAUUUGAAGGUUUAACCACAGGAGCCAGGCCAAAACAGAAGAGAACAGAAGUGAAGCAUUUCAAAUUGGGUGGAGCCUCAGCUGCAGACAGUGACUCUGAUGAUGAUGCUGUUACCAAACACCUCUUUGAUAAUUUUAGCAGUUUGGAAAAAACUGUUAUGGAAAUCAAUGACGAGGAUGAAGAAGAUCUGCGCAAGUUCAUGAACCCUAAUCCGAAACAAAGAAAAACUCUGGCAGAAAUAAUCAGUGAGAAGCUUGCAGAAACAAAGACUGCCAUGUCAGAAGUCCUAAGUGAUGUUCACAUAGAAGAAGAAAUAGAUGAAACUGUCAGGGAUCAUUUUAUAAAAAUUGGAGAAGUGUUGUCACAUUACAGAAGUGGAAAAUUGCCAAAAGGGUUUAAGGCCAUACCCACAUUUCCUAAUUGGCAGCAGCUUCUGGAACUGACAAAACCAGAGAACUGGACGGCCGCAUCUAUAUAUGCUGGGACUAGAAUCUUUGUAUCAAAUUUACCAAAAUAUCAAUUCAAACAUUUUUGUUCUUUGGUUUUACUGCCUCGUAUAAGGGAUGACAUCCUGGAAUACAAAAGAUUAAAUUUCCACCUCUUCCAGGCUUUACAUAAGGGCAUCUACAAGCCUGGAGAUUUUUAUGAAGGAAUUGUCUUGCCCCUAUGUGAGGCUGGGGACUGUACACUAAGGGAAGCAACUAUUGUUGCUGGGGUACUCUCCCAGUCCUCCAUACCUGUGGGCUAUUCAGCAGCUGCACUCAUUCUAAUUUCAAAGAUGGAUUACAAUGGUGCCAACUCUAUUUUCAUGCGUGCAAUUUUGAAUAAAAAAUAUUCAUUGCCCCUGUCUGCCAUUGAUGCCACAGUAGAGCAUUUUAUGAGGUUUUUAGAUGUGAAUGAGAAAAUGCCAGUGUUAUGGCAUCAAUGUCUGCUGAUGCUAGUUCAGAGGUACAAAAAUGACUUGACCAAACAACAGAAGUCUCAGAUUCUGAAGUUGGUCUGUUGCCAUGACCACCAUGAGAUCACACCAGAGAUCAGAAGGGAAAUCACCCAGAGCAAACGUAGUAGAGGUGACCCAGAAGUGGAGGGUGAAGAGGAUGUUUGACACUGAUUGGAUUCUUGAUUGGUGAUUGAGUUGAGCAAAUGUGGUGUGUGAGAUAUUUGUAUGUGAAUACAAUGAAGUAUUUAAAGUAUGUUUUGUUGGACUUGAUAUGUUGACAUUUGGAAUGUAAGUUUUCUUGUCUAUUAUACUGUGGUGAUAUAUAGGCAACUUUUAAUGUUGCAUUUUCUAUAUCUGUUUAUGAUUUUUAUGACUACUAGACUAAAUCAUAUCUCCCAAAUUAUGGCAAUUGUUUGUGUGUAUGGAGAUUGUACAUAGUGAAAAAUAGAAAUAAAAUAUGACUGCAUCAGUUUUCUCUUA
Molecule: messenger RNA, 1794 nt
Organism: Biomphalaria glabrata
Lineage: Eukaryota; Metazoa; Mollusca; Gastropoda; Planorbidae
Product: bystin-like
Exons: 10
Coding region: 184-1479 (431 amino acids)
Biological process (GO): rRNA processing
Cellular component (GO): preribosome, small subunit precursor; cytoplasm; nucleolus
Molecular function (GO): snoRNA binding
Source: RefSeq, a predicted model, not a curated record